AUGGUGUUUUUCAGUUGCGAUGUAUGUAAUGAAGCAUUGAAGAAAAGUCAAAUUAACAAGCAUGGAUUCAGAUGCAGAAAUGCAACGUAUUCGUGUUUGGAUUGUGGCCAAGCCUUUUCUAUAGGAACCUAUAAGAACCAUAUCAAAUGUGUCACAGAGAAUAAGAAGUAUGGUGGCAAGAAUUAUGUUGAAAAAGAAAACAAAGGCGAAGUAAAGCAAAGUCGAUGGAUUGAGCAAGUAGAACGAGCAAUAGAAAAUGUUACUGAUAAAGAAUUAAAGGGUCUUCUGCAACAAAUUCAUGGUUUCAACAAUAUACCAAGAAAAGAAGCGAAAUUCAUAAACUUUUUGCAGAAUUCCAUUAAAAUGUGGAAUCGAGAUCUAUGUGUUAAGGCAUGGAAGUGUAUAAGUGAGCAAGCCCAAAAAUUACAGCGAGAGACUAAGAAAAUAGAAUUGAAAAGAAGUGGUAAAAGUUGUAAUAGUCUAGACGAUAAAAAAGGACUUGAACAAGAAGCUUCAAAAAGUAAUGGUGAGAAAGUGGAAGAAAUCGAGACUGAGAAAAAGGAAUUGAAGGAAAAUAGUAUGUGUGAGGAUGAUAACAAUAGUGCCGAACAGGGAACAUUAACAACCGAUGAUGUGAAGAAGUUCAAAUGGAAACGAGCAAUUAAACGAGCUUUAAAAGAAGCAGAAAAUGGACAAAUGAAAGUGAGGCAGUUGAGGAGCAAAGUUAUCCAAAGUUAUUUGGCAAGUGGUCAGUUUAAUGGAAGUGUUGAAAAUCUGGAAACCAUUUUUAAUGCUAAGUUAUGUUCCUUAGGUUUACAUAUUGAUAAUAAAACAGUACGAUUAAAUUAA
Molecule: messenger RNA, 849 nt
Organism: Cercopithifilaria johnstoni
Lineage: Eukaryota; Metazoa; Nematoda; Chromadorea; Rhabditida; Onchocercidae
Source: the annotation of a GenBank genome assembly